Amphibalanus amphitrite is the source of this 1204-nucleotide messenger RNA. RefSeq names its product titin-like. The record is from RefSeq and is a predicted model, not a curated record. The transcript is spliced from 3 exons. The coding region runs from base 1 to 1005 and encodes 334 amino acids. Lineage: Eukaryota; Metazoa; Arthropoda; Thecostraca; Balanomorpha; Balanidae.
AUGGCCACGGGUCGGAAACCCCGAGAGCCACAGAGCAGCGCGCAACAGCGAGUGAAACCAUGGCGCCCGUUCAAUACCUUCCCACCGUUGGUGGUGCUCAUAUUGGGGCUACUGGCCAAGGACGGUGUGUCGGCUGCUCCUUCGCUCCUGGGACUGGGUGAGGUGGUCGAUGUAGUGGAAAAGGUGCCAGAGGUCGUAGAAGAGGUACCGGAGGUGGUGGAAAAGGUACCAAAGAUCGUAGAAAAAGUAACGAAGGUGGUAGAAGAGGUACCGAAGGUGGUGGAAGUCGUGGAAAAGCUGCCAAAGGUGGUAGAAAAGCUGCCGGAGGUGGCAGAAGAGGUGCCGAGGAUAGUGGAAGUCGUGAAAAAGCUACCAAAGGUAGUAGGAAAGGUAACGAAGGUCGUGGAAAAGGUGCAAAAGGUGGUAGAAAAGGUGCUAAAGGUGACGAAAGUGGUGGAGAAGCUACCAAAGGUCGUGGAAAAGGUGCCAAAGGUGGUAGAAGUGGUGGAAAAAUUGCCAAAGGUCGUGGAAAAGGUAGCGAAGGUGGUAGAGAAGGUGCCAAAGGUGGUGGAUGUGGUAGAAAAGCUGCCAAAUGUGGUAGAAAAGCUACCAAAUGUGGUGGAAGAGGUACCGGAAGUAGUUGAAGUGGUGGAAAAGGUGCCAAAGGUGGUGAAAGAAGUAACGGAGGUGGUAGAAGUGGUACAAAAAGUGCCAAAAGUGGUAGAAGACGUAACAAAGGUGGCGGAAGUGGUGGAAAAGCUGCCGAAGGUUGUGAAAGAUGUACCGAAGGUAGUGGAAAUGGUGGAAAAGCUGCCAAAGGUGGUUGAAGACGUAGAAGAGGUAGUGGAGGUGGUGGAAAAGCUGCCAAAAGUGGUGGAAAAGGUAACGAAGGUGGUAGACAAGGUGCCAAAGGUGGUGGAAAAGGCGACAAAGGUGGUGGAAAAGGUGCCGAAGGUGGUGGGAAAGGUGCCAAAGGUGGUGGGAAAGGUGGACAAGGUGGGAUAGAGCGGACGAACGCUGAUGGAGUGUCAUGAUCCUCCACUCACAAGAUCGGGCUUGCGCAGACCGCAAUAUGAUGCGCCGAGAAAUAAAUGUAAAAUGGAAUUGAUACACCUUCAUGUUUUAGAUUCACUAACGACUCGCCGAGUGUUAGUACUUAUAUGGUCGAAUGUAAAUACCCACUGUGCUUGAAAAUAAACGUUAG